AUGAAGAGACAAAACGAUUUUAAUUAUAGCGAAGACGAUCCGAGUGACCUGUUUGAUGAUCUGCUUCAGAUUGGACGUCAGGAUCUACACAACAAAGCCAAGGAGAAGUAUGAAGAGCUUAAACAGUACAAGCUGUCUCAGGCAAGAAGCCAAGGACAAGGAUCUACAAGCCCUUCUGGAUCAGGAACUCCUGCUCCAAACCUGCCGUCUCCUGGAUCACCUGGUGUGGGUAGUGAUAUUGGCCGAGGACCUGGUCCUUCCCCGAGCACGCCCCAGGGUCAGCUUCCUGCGUAUUAUCCAGUCUCUCCACUAAACAACAGCCCAAGAUAUCAUCAAGGUGGUCCUUCACCUGGAGCAACAGCUUAUGAAGCACCACGCAAAGUCCCAGGAUCACAGUCUCCGGGUUCAAUACCAGCAGCCUCCCCUACCACUUCACCGGGAGCAACAGCUUAUGAAGCACCACGCAAAGUCCCAAGCUCACAGUCUCCGGGUUCAAUACCAGCAGCCUCCCCUACCACUUCACCGGGAGCAACAGCUUAUGAAGCACCACGCAAAGUCCCAAGCUCACAGUCUCCAGGUUCAACACCAGCAGCUUCCCCUACCAGUGGAUACUUACAACAGAGCUCAGCAUUAAGCCCAAAUCCUGGUGCUGGUACUACUUUUAGUCAUGGAUUAAAGAGCACAGAGCCAUUACCACCAAUGCCAAGCAAUGUCGUCCAAAUGCAAGGUUUACCCAGUGACCAGUCAUCUGCUGGAGUGGUCCAUGCCAACACUGGUCAAGAUGUCAGUUCAUACAGCAUCACCACUUAUAAGCCAUUCAGGUAA
This is a messenger RNA of Strongylocentrotus purpuratus (purple sea urchin), 825 nucleotides long. Its product is annotated as skin secretory protein xP2-like. The transcript is spliced from 3 exons. The record is from RefSeq and is a predicted model, not a curated record. The coding region runs from base 1 to 825 and encodes 274 amino acids. Lineage: Eukaryota; Metazoa; Echinodermata; Echinoidea; Camarodonta; Strongylocentrotidae.